AUGGCGAAGGAAAAGCAGAGAGAGCUUCGUGUGGUGAUGUUUCCGUGGCUCGCCUACGGUCACAUAACGCCCUUCGUUGAGCUUGGCAAAAACCUGGCCAGGCAUGGUCUUAAAAUUAUCUUUGUCUCAACUCCGCUGAACAUUAAACGAAUUAAACCACAAGUAUUGGAUGCACCGGGGAUAGAUCUGAUGGAGUUGGCAUUGCCCUCCGUGGAGGGGUUGCCAAAAGGCGUAGAGUCCACCGCCUAUUGUGUCAAGGGAGCAGACGCGCCACUACUACUAUCUCUACUCCUCGUCGCAAUGGACCUUUUGGAGAAGCCCUCCGAAUCUCUGUUGCAACAGCUCUCACCAGAUUUUGUGAUCUUCGAUGUGUUGCAGUACUGGGUUCCUCGUGUGGCUUGCAAGCUGCCCAAUCCCAUUCCCGCCAUUUUAUUCGUACCAAUGGGAGUGACCGGCUUCAGCUUUUUGGAAGGAGAGCUAGACAUCACAUCGGGAAACCCAACACCGGAGGAUCUGACCGUAUCGCCGCCAGGAUUCUCUUCACCCAAUAUUCACUUCGCCUUGUUCGAAGGGAGGAGGGCCAUGGAGCUGCUAUAUCGGAAGCAUGCAGGUGCGCUUAGCGUUGCCGAGCGCUCAAGCAUCUGCAUGCGGGAGAGUUGGGCAGUCACAUCCAAUACGUGUUUGGAGUUGGAAGGGGCGUACGCGGAGUAUUUGCACAGGCUCGUGAAGCGGCCAGUGUACCCUGUUGGGUUACUCAUGCGUAAUCUCCCGCCACCCCCCAAAGAUGACAUUUGCUUGCAGUGGCUCGACAGGCAGCCCGUUGCUUCGGUGGUGGUCUUGUCUUUUGGCAGCGAGUACAUUCUCACCAACCAACAGUUCUCCGCAAUUGCAAUGGGUCUGCAAGAGAGCAACGCUUCAUUCCUCUGGAUUCUGCCUGCCGGAAAUGACUUGCAUCAAGAUUUCCUAGAUCAGAUUGGGGAAAAGGAAAAGGGAUUGGUGGUGACAAAGUGUGUUCCACAGUUACACAUUCUGAAUCAUCCUUCUAUAGCUGCUUUUUUAACUCAUUGUGGGUGGAAUUCAAUGACAUAA
Cryptomeria japonica (Japanese cedar) is the source of this 1089-nucleotide messenger RNA. RefSeq names its product UDP-glycosyltransferase 91C1-like. The coding region runs from base 1 to 1089 and encodes 362 amino acids. The record is from RefSeq and is a predicted model, not a curated record. NCBI's taxonomy places the organism in Eukaryota, Viridiplantae, Streptophyta, Pinopsida, Cupressales, Cupressaceae. The transcript is spliced from 2 exons. Gene Ontology annotation, molecular function: UDP-glycosyltransferase activity.